UGAUAAGAAAGUGGAACAUCUAUCACAAGUGUUAAUCAUGUGGACUCUUAUACUAGUAUUUUUGUCAUGCUUAAUUCUUCCUCAAAAUUCAUCCUGCAUCGAAACAGAAUCUUGCCUUGAAAAUGUUUUGAAAAGACUUCAGGAUCUGGAAAACAGAGUUUCAGUCCAAGACAGUGUUAUAGAAGAACUACGUAAAACCACAGCAACGCUGCGUGACUCUAAUGCUGAGCUGCGUGAAACAAAUACAGAACUACAAGAAACAAAUGCAAAGCUACGUGCAACAAAUGACAAAUUGCAUGCCGCCAGUUUCCAGCUAGUUGAAACCAAUAAAGAACUGCGCAACGCUUAUCUACAUCUUAGUGAAGCCAAUGCAGAAUUACGUGAAGCAAGUAGAAUGAAUCACAAACUGACGAGCUUAAAAGCCUUUAAACCAGCAAAGCGAUUUGUGUUGAAUAAUGAAGGCCCUGUGGCAUUCACUGCUGCAAUUUUACCGCUCGUUAUUGAUCACCUAAAAACUAAUGACAUAGUCAAGUUUGAGACGGUGAUAACGGACAUCGGCGGAGGUUAUAACAACCAAUCAGGUGUGUUUGUUGCCCCGGUGACGGGUAUCUACAUGUUCAGCUGUUCUUUGAUGGAACACUACGAGAUGGUGUCAAGUGGUGUCAUGGUCAACGCCGAAAUUGUUCAAAGUCAGCGCGUCCUUGGAAGAAUUUUCGCUGCAGAACCUGGUAGCUAUCAUGACCAGGGUGCACAGACAGUUUUUACACAUGUCAACCAAGGCGACCAAAUCUGGGUUCGGACAAUCGAUAAUCAGAAUCUUGGCCUCGGUGGAGAAUUAUAUUCAACAUUUUCAGGAUAUUUGCUACUUGCCAUGUAA
This is a messenger RNA of Mercenaria mercenaria, 877 nucleotides long. RefSeq lists its product as uncharacterized. The record is from RefSeq and is a predicted model, not a curated record. Lineage: Eukaryota; Metazoa; Mollusca; Bivalvia; Venerida; Veneridae. Bases 38 to 877 code for a protein of 279 amino acids. Gene Ontology annotation, molecular function: protein binding. The transcript has 3 exons.